Penicilliopsis zonata CBS 506.65 is the source of this 381-nucleotide messenger RNA. RefSeq lists its product as hypothetical. Bases 1 to 381 code for a protein of 126 amino acids. NCBI's taxonomy places the organism in Eukaryota, Fungi, Ascomycota, Eurotiomycetes, Eurotiales, Aspergillaceae. The record is from RefSeq and is a predicted model, not a curated record. The transcript has a single exon.
AUGUUCAACGCCCUCAUCCGCACCCACCACAUCACCUCUCGUAAAAAAGUGGCCAGCCUGAAACGCGCCGCCCAUGCAUACCGGUGUUCCGUGCUGCUCUGCUCCGGCUGCCCGGGGAUCAUGUACGUCGAGGCCUUGGCCAAGGACGACGUCGGGAAAUGGGUCACCGCCGUGCGGAAUCUACGCUACAAGGAUUUCCAGCUUGUCGUGAAGCCGGCCUGUCUACAGUCUGAGUCUGAGUCUGGAUCGGAGGGGGAGGGGGCCGGGGGCGCAGGCUUCCCCCCUGGACUCGUCGAGGUGGGGAGUGUCAAGGAGUUUGGCGGGUUGAUGGAGAAGAGGGGGGUGUGGAAGUGGUGGAGGAGGGGGAUGGGAUAUGGAUAA